CCCGUGUCCCUUGCCCUGUCCACCCCAGUGUCUCUGCCUGUCCCCACACUGCCAGCCUGCCCUGGCACCCCUGGAGCCACCCGCUGCCACCCCAGGGAUGGUGACACAUGGAUGCGGUGGCCCUGCAGCAGGGUGCUGUGAGUGCGGGGCCUCCCUGUCCCACCAGUACUACGAGAAGGAUGGGCGCCUGUACUGCAAGAAGGAUUACUGGGCACGCUUUGGGGAGCUCUGCCACGGCUGCUCAGAGCAGAUCACCAAGGGGCUGGUCAUGGUGGCCGGGGAGCAGAAGUACCACCCCGAGUGCUUCAGCUGCCUCAACUGCCGCACGUUCAUUGGGGACGGGGACACCUACGCGCUGGUGGAGCGCUCCAAGCUCUACUGCGGGCACUGCUAUUACCAGAUGGUGGUGACGCCGGUCAUUGAGCAGAUCCUGCCGGAUUCGCCAGCUUCCCGCAUCCCGCACACCGUCACGCUCGUCUCCAUCCCCGCCUGCUCCGACGGCAAACGCGGCUUCUCCGUCUCCAUCGACCAGGGCUGUGGCACUGAGCACUCCCGCACCGUCCGCGUCCGAGAACUGGAUCCAGACUGCAUCAGCCCUGACAUGAAGAACUCCAUCCAUGUGGGCGACCGCAUCCUGGAGAUCAACGGCACCCCCAUCGGCCACGUUCCCCUGGAUGAGAUCGACCUGCUGAUCCAGGAGACCAGCCGCCUGCUCCAGCUCACCAUCGAACACGACCCCCACGAGCCCCUUGCCCGCGAGUCGGGGCUUGCCUGCAGCCCCCUGCCCGCCCCGUGCAGCCCCCUGCGCUCCCCUGCCCUCCCGCCCUGUGGGGAGCCCAGUGCCAUGCGCCAGCGGACUGUCACGAGGAGCUGCAGCACGGACAAAUCUCCGGGCUCCGGCUCGGUGGGCUCGCCCGCAUCCCAGCGCAAGGACAUCGGUCGCUCCGAGUCGUUGCGCGUCGUCUCCCGUGCCCAUCGCAUCUUCCGCCCCUCCGACCUGAUCCAUGGCGAAGUGCUGGGCAAGGGCUGCUUCGGCCAGGCCAUCAAGGUGACGCAUCGGGAGACGGGCGAGGUGAUGGUCAUGAAGGAGCUGAUCCGCUUCGACGAGGAGACACAGAGGACCUUCCUCAAAGAGGUGAAGGUGAUGCGCUGCCUGGAGCACCCCAAUGUGCUGAAGUUCAUCGGGGUGCUGUACAAGGAGAAGAGGCUCAACUUCAUCACGGAGUACAUCAAGGGGGGCACCUUGAGGGGCCUCAUCAAGAGCAUGGACAGCCACUACCCCUGGAGCCAGCGGGUCAGCUUCGCCAAGGACAUCGCCGCCGGCAUGGCCUACCUCCACUCCAUGAACAUCAUCCACCGUGACCUCAACUCUCACAACUGCCUCGUGCGGGAGAACAAGAGCGUGGUGGUGGCUGAUUUUGGGCUGGCGCGGCUGAUGGUGGACGAGAAGAACCAGCCCGAACAUCUCAAGAACCUGAAGAAACCGGACCGCAAGAAGCGGUACACGGUGGUGGGGAACCCAUACUGGAUGGCCCCUGAGAUGAUCAAUGGGAGGAGCUAUGAUGAGAAGGUGGACAUCUUCUCCUUUGGCAUUGUCCUGUGCGAGAUCAUCGGCCGGGUGAGUGCCGACCCUGACUACCUGCCCCGCACCACCGACUUCGGCCUCAACGUCAAGGGCUUCCUGGACCGCUACUACCCCCCCACGUGUCCCCCUAGCUUCUUCCCCAUUGCCGUCUGCUGCUGUGACCUGGACCCCGAGAAGCGGCCAUCCUUCAGCAAGCUGGAGCAGUGGCUGGAAACCCUCCGCAUGCACCUGGAGAUCCACCUGCCGCUAAGCUCCCAGCUGGAGCAGCUGGACCGAGCCUUCGGGGAGACGCACCGAUGGGGCGAAGGCGGGCUGCCCGCACCCCCCCGAUAGAGCACCCCCACCUGCACCCCCUCUGAAGCCACGGGAGAAGGAGCUGCACCCGCCGCCAGCAUCUCCUCCGGCUGCCACCGCCCCCGGGGCUGGAUCCCUGGGGCUCCCCGGAUGAGCCCCCCUACCCUGUCUCCUCUGCACGGGCUGCCCACACUGCUGCCCGCACUGCUGCCCACGCCAUCCCUGGGAGCUGGCUCUUCCCGGGGCUGCACGGCCCCUUUGCAUCCCCCCCCGACACCGUAGCUCUUACCCCCAGGACAAGCCCGGCCGGCCACACCGCGGGGACUGUCCCCAUGUCCCCCCCCGCCCCGUCCCGGCUCGCUUCGCCUUUGCACGCCCGGGGGGCUGCGUGGCCGCCGCACCCGCACAAGCCCCGUGGGCUCCCCCGUACAGAGCCGCGGCCUCGCGGCGGUGCCUUGGCUUUCCGUGAACUUGCAC
Messenger RNA from Haliaeetus leucocephalus (bald eagle), 2356 nucleotides. RefSeq names its product LIM domain kinase 1 (gene LIMK1). Gene Ontology annotation, biological process: protein phosphorylation; actin cytoskeleton organization; positive regulation of stress fiber assembly. The transcript is spliced from 15 exons. Gene Ontology annotation, molecular function: protein binding; protein serine/threonine kinase activity; ATP binding. Gene Ontology annotation, cellular component: nucleus; neuron projection; cytoplasm. The record is from RefSeq and is a predicted model, not a curated record. The coding region runs from base 98 to 1918 and encodes 606 amino acids. Lineage: Eukaryota; Metazoa; Chordata; Aves; Accipitriformes; Accipitridae.